AACCUGACUCAGCUUUCCUGUUGGACCCGUUCAUGCAGCUCCUACCCAAGAACGUGAAAGGCAUCAUCAGCUGUACACUUGGACCUCGCCGUCGACCUUACUUUCGCGUCUAUGUCGGCCAGUAAUAAUGCACGCGCUGGGUCUAAGGAGACUUCCGAGUCGAGAGAGGUUGGGCAUAGUCAGGCCAAAAGUCAGCAGCGCGCGCGCCUCAAAGGUAUCGCAGAUUCCACACUACGGGCCAUCGACACAGGUUGUGUAUCCUUUGAAGGAGGGACACCUCUCGAUCUAGCUGCCAAGAUCAGGUUUUCUAAUCACAACACUUGCUAUUAUCCCCCUGACGCUCCUUCGUUGUCAUCCUGGGCGUCUGGGACGUCGUCAUCCAAGUCUGCUAACCAUGCGGUACCUGUUGAGAUCUCCAUCAUAGAGGCAUCGACGCUGGAGGGCGCACGCCUUCUGCAUGAUUCCUUGUCCUCGCAUUCUACGGCACAUGGGAGGAUUGCUCUACUCAAUUUCGCAUCGGCGACAAAGCCUGGAGGAGGGUUUCUUAAUGGUGCACAGGCUCAGGAAGAGUCGAUAGCGAGGUCGUCCACUCUGUACCCUUCCCUAAUGACCGAUGGUGCUCAGCAGUUCUAUAAACUGCACCACAACGAUCGGAAGGGUGGCUUCUAUUACAAUGCUAUGAUAUAUUCCCCCAGUAUCGUCAUCCUUCGAAACGAUACAGGAGACUGGGUAUCGCCUUUCGAAGUCGACGUACUUACAAGUGCCGCUGUCAAUGCAGGCGACGUGCGAAACAAGAACGCAAGGAGCACAAAUCCGGUUGACCCUCAGAGACGGGAGAAUCAGAUCGAAGCCGCUAUGAGAGAGCGAAUGGCAAGGAUCUUGUGUCUUUUCGAACAGCAGGGCGCGAAAAAUCUCGUCUUGGGAAGUUUUGGUACUGGUGUAUUUCGGAACGACGUAGAGUUCGUUGCCAAGGCUUGGGCGAAGUUAUUGACUGGGUCGCAGGCGCGUUUUGCGGGCUCCUUUGAUCGCAUUGUUUUUGCAAUUUUAGGGAAUAGCACUUACAGGACUUUUAAGCAGGUGUUUGAGAACGGUACUGGUGGAUAGGAUAUGCUUGACUGCUGUACCCGUUACGUAUCAAAGGACUUCACUAUAUCCAUUCCAAUUGGGCUGGAAGGUUUCACCACGUACAUUUUUGCCGUUGGCUGUCGACGUUUGUGAUCUGCCAAAGGAAAAGUCAUUGCUACGUAGUGCCAGCCAGCAGUUCCGCGACCAGCGACGGUGA
Messenger RNA from Pisolithus orientalis, 1282 nucleotides. RefSeq lists its product as uncharacterized. The record is from RefSeq and is a predicted model, not a curated record. The coding region runs from base 112 to 1104 and encodes 330 amino acids. The transcript is spliced from 2 exons. NCBI's taxonomy places the organism in Eukaryota, Fungi, Basidiomycota, Agaricomycetes, Boletales, Pisolithaceae.